Messenger RNA from Megalopta genalis, 1106 nucleotides. Its product is annotated as N-acetylneuraminate lyase. The record is from RefSeq and is a predicted model, not a curated record. Gene Ontology annotation, molecular function: lyase activity. Lineage: Eukaryota; Metazoa; Arthropoda; Insecta; Hymenoptera; Halictidae.
GCCGAACAAAAUAUUCCUCUCCGGUGAGUCUUAUAAUGCAGUAUGCCAAUUGAUUCGUCGCAUUUGAGUUCAGAACGCACAACCAACAUGACGAAAACAGCAUUUACGUUCAGAGGACUUAUGGUCCCAGUGUUCACACCCUUUAACAAUGACAGCCAAAGAACUCUAAAUUUGGCGGUUAUCCCACAAUAUGCUGAAUUUUUGGCUAAAAAGAAUGUCACUGGAAUCCUAGUAAAUGGAACCACUGGAGAAGGUACGUCCUUGACAGUAGCCGAAAGAAAGGCAACAGCUACAGCUUGGGCGAAUGCUGUAAAAACCACCAAACAACAUCUGAUGGUCCAAGUAGGGGGUACAACUCUCCCAGACGUUUUAGAGCUUGCCAAGCAUGCAGAAAGCCUCAAGGUUGACUCUUUAUUAUGUCUGCCCGAGCUGUAUUUCAAACCAACAACAACCAGUCAAUUGACGGAAUAUCUGGAAUUGGUGAGCAAAGCUGCACCAAAUACGCCACUUCUCUACUAUCAUAUUCCGAUGUUCACGAACGUUAAUAUUCACAUGGGACAAUUUUUGGAAUCCCUUGGUGACAGAAUUCCGAAUUUCGUGGGAAUAAAAUUCACAAGUUCGAACUUAGACGAAGGUAUUCAAGCAUUUAAUGCUGCCAACAAGAAAUAUACAGUCUUCCUCGGCAAUGAUCAGUUAGUGAACGCAGGCUGUGCGCAAGGAAUGGACUCGUAUAUUGCAACAACCAUCAACAUGUUACCUGAACUUUCGCAGGAAAUUCUUGCACAAUGGAAAGCAGGAAAUAUUGUGAAAGCGAGGGAAUUGCAAGAUAUGUUAUCGAAGGCUGCAAUUACUAUAUCGAAAUACGGUAAUUGGGUGGAGACCAUGAAGGUAGCAAUGACUACAUUAACUAAUAUGGAAGUUGGACCAACACGAAGACCUCUGGUCACUUUAUCUACAGAAAUAAGGACUUCCAUGGCCAAAGAUCUGCAAAACUUAGGGUUACAAGUAAAAUUGUAAAAACUUUGAAACAACCGAGCAGCGUUCAGAAAUUUUCUAUUUUUCUACAUUGUUCUUGAUGUUAUAAAAUAUAUCAACUGCAAAAUUGA